Aedes albopictus (Asian tiger mosquito) is the source of this 639-nucleotide messenger RNA. RefSeq lists its product as uncharacterized. The transcript has a single exon. NCBI's taxonomy places the organism in Eukaryota, Metazoa, Arthropoda, Insecta, Diptera, Culicidae. The coding region runs from base 1 to 639 and encodes 212 amino acids. The record is from RefSeq and is a predicted model, not a curated record.
AUGUAUGCUACGACUACAUCACGACCUGAUUUGAGCGCUGCGGUAAACUACUUUAGUGGCUUCCAAAGUUGCGCUUCGGAGGAGCACUGGAGCCACCUUAAACGGGUUCUGCGCUAUAUCCGAGGCACACUGGGUGCGAAGCUGGUGUUUCGGCGAAGUGGUGAGUGUAAGUUGCUCCAAGGAUAUGUCGACGCGGAUUGGGCCGGGGAUGUUAGUGACCGUAGAUCCACAUCAGGCUUCCUGUUCUACGUAUAUGGAUGCCUGGUAUCCUGGGCGUCACGCAAACAGACAUCGGUUGCGCUCUCUUCGGCAGAGGCCGAAUACGUAGCGCUUAGCGUAGGAGCAACGGAGGCGAUUUGGUUGAGAAUGGUGUUGCAAGAUCUACACAGGACUCUGGACGAACCAACUGACAUUCUGGAGGACAAUCAAGCUUGCAUCCGAGUGGCCGAGGAGGAGAAGCCUACGAAACGGUUGAAACAUGUGGAUGUACGUUGGCAUUUCAUCAGAACCGAGAUCCAGAGAGGCGUUAUCAAGCUAUCCUACGUUCCAACCAAUCUUCAAGUAGCUGACAUUAUGACUAAGGCCCUACCAGGACCUCAGUUUGCGAACCUUCGGGACAAGCUCGGGCUGUCGGCUUGA